AGCCUCCAGAGAGAUGCCUCUGUCUCCAGGCAGGAUGAAGGCGCCGGAGGCCGCCGGGCGGAUCCGCAAUUGGCCGGACGAGCGGCCGGAGCUCCACCAGCCGGGACAACUCAGCCCUUUCUCCCGAGCCGCGAAAGCGCGCAGACAAGAGAACAAGGCUGGGCUUGCUGCUACAAAGUUACCACCCACGGCAACCGAACGAGCUUACCGCGCCUGCGCGCCGCGAGGUUUCCUGGGAAACGUAGUCUUCUAUGUUGGGGGCGGGGGCUCGCGGGCGCCUCCGCCCGGCCCUUCCGCCUGCUUCGGCCUACGUCCUCCUGGGACAUGUAGUUUCCUGGGGCUAGAGGAGCUCGGGAGGGUAGGCCGCUGGGCGCCCGGCGAGCCGGCGGGACGGAGGGGGCGGCCAGACUGGUGCGCCGCGGGGCAGGCCCUGGGAAGGGGGGCGGAGCCCGGAGAGAGAUCCCGGCGCCUGGUGGCCACCGCGAGGCCGCAGCGACGAGCGUGGAGAGCGGGUCGGAGCCACGGGAGCCGCGGGUCCUCAGCCAUGUCCUACUGCCGGCAGGAAGGAAAGGACCAGAUUAUAUUUGUGACCAAAGAAGACCAUGAGACGCCCAGCAACGCGGAGCUGGUAGCCGAUGACCCCAACGACCCCUAUGAAGACCAUGGUUUGAUACUGCCCAACGGAGACAUUAAUUGGAACUGCCCGUGUCUUGGGGGAAUGGCCAGUGGUCCCUGUGGAGAACAGUUCAAGUCGGCCUUUUCCUGUUUCCAUUACAGCACGGAGGAAGUCAAGGGUUCAGACUGUGUGGACCAGUUCCGGGCCAUGCAAGAAUGCAUGCAGAAGUACCCAGACCUCUAUCCCCAGGAGGAGGAUGAAGAAGAGAAAGCGAGCGAGGGCGUGGAGGAGGCCACAGCAGAGACCGCAGCAGCGGCCACGGCGGAGACCGCGGCAGCGACCACGGCGGAGACCGCGGCAGCGACCACGGCGGAGACCGCGGCAGCGACCACGGCGGCCGAGGCAGCUCUGACCAAAGAGGAGGGGUCCAGCUAAUGAAGCCGGACGAAGGUGCCCAUCUCCUGCCUUUGCCCCUCUCGGAGAGACAUGAACCUUACGCAAAGUGUCUCUCGGGGGGUCUUCACAGAAAGUCUCUUACCUUUUCAUGUUUUGUGCACUGCAUAUGAAAUAACUUAUUUUGAUGGGCAGGGGCCUCAACCCUGUGAUACAAACACUGGAAAAAGAUUGGAGUUCUGUGUGUGGGUGCUCAUGUGUGUGUGUUUGUGUUUGUGUAUGUGUGUACCAUGUAAACCUCUCAACAGAUGUAGCUGCCGCUGCUUUUAAAUUCUUGUCCAGAGCACCCUGAGUCUCACCACUCUUUGAAAUGACAGAUUAAAGGCUUCUCAGCAGUCCCCAAACCACUAUUCUUCAGCUUCAGACCAAGAGGGGAGGCGUGCUGGAUUCAUUCAUUCUGUUGAGGUCCCUUUUGUGUGUGUUUCAUAGUUCACUUAGGACUUAUGCAAAAAAUAGUAAUAUCAAAGAGAAAGGACCAUUUUCAGAGAUGAUUGAUUUUUAAGGCAGAAUCUCAAAUUUAUAUUGUGUGAAGGUUCUGAUUCGUGAUACAUUUACAUCAGGAAUAGAUAGAUAUUAUAUAUAUAUAUAUAUAUAUACACACACAUAUAUACUGCUGAUAGAUUCUGGGGGGGAAAUGGCUUGGGUGGGAUUUUUUGUUUGUUUUUAAUUUAUACAUUGAGCUCUGGUUUUCACAUGGUUUUGAAAGUGUAGAUGUGCGGGUACAUCAGGCAGCCUCUGACUCUUACAAAACAAAUGCAAAAGCAUGUUUGUCACUGUUCCUUUACUGUUGAGAACACCCCGGUUGAGGACCCCUUUGUUAAUGCCUGUUCCAUCUUUACCAGUUCAUAUAGAAUGCCCUUGGGAAGCGGAGACUGAGCUGUUACCUGGAGUAACAGUCUUAGAGAAAAGAAUGUGACUUCAAGUGCAUAUUAAAAGAAAAAAAUAUUUUUACCUGC
Sarcophilus harrisii (Tasmanian devil) is the source of this 2025-nucleotide messenger RNA. It is a transcript of the gene CHCHD4, whose product is annotated as coiled-coil-helix-coiled-coil-helix domain containing 4. Gene Ontology annotation, biological process: protein import into mitochondrial intermembrane space. NCBI's taxonomy places the organism in Eukaryota, Metazoa, Chordata, Mammalia, Dasyuromorphia, Dasyuridae. The record is from RefSeq and is a predicted model, not a curated record. Gene Ontology annotation, molecular function: protein-disulfide reductase activity. Gene Ontology annotation, cellular component: mitochondrial intermembrane space.